This is a messenger RNA of Fusarium falciforme, 462 nucleotides long. RefSeq lists its product as hypothetical. NCBI's taxonomy places the organism in Eukaryota, Fungi, Ascomycota, Sordariomycetes, Hypocreales, Nectriaceae. The record is from RefSeq and is a predicted model, not a curated record. The transcript is spliced from 2 exons. The coding region runs from base 1 to 462 and encodes 153 amino acids.
AUGAGUGUCUUCUUUGUCGACUGGGAGCUUUGGCAAGAAAUGACCUUUGCAAGUACCAUGCCGCCUCUUUGUUGGCAAACCACUCAAAGAAUUGUCACUAACCGUCAACUUCCACCCCAGGUCCUCGGCUGCUGUAUCGUCCUUGUCCUUGCCGUCGGCCUCAUCAAGCUUUGGUGGACGAACCGCGCUAUGCGCCGCCUGGAACUCAUCGACGAGGAGAAGCGCGCUCGGGUUUCUCUCAUGUCGCACUGCGGCAUCGAGAACCUGCGACCUCCCGAGAUCCCUUUUGGCAUUCGUGCUAUUCAGAACGGCGUACAGGUGGAAGGUAUCUGGAUCUCGCGCCCUGAUACCCCCGAGUCCAGCCAAAAGACCCCAGGUGCCACCCUCGUCGGCCAUCGAGUGGAGAUGUCAAAGGGGAAGGGCAGGAUGGUUGAACUUGACAAACAGAAGAGUGACCAAUAG